Messenger RNA from Brassica oleracea var. oleracea, 1444 nucleotides. RefSeq names its product caffeoylshikimate esterase. Gene Ontology annotation, cellular component: membrane. The record is from RefSeq and is a predicted model, not a curated record. Gene Ontology annotation, molecular function: lipase activity. The transcript is spliced from 9 exons. Lineage: Eukaryota; Viridiplantae; Streptophyta; Magnoliopsida; Brassicales; Brassicaceae. Bases 318 to 1346 code for a protein of 342 amino acids.
GUAUUUGUUCACACGACGAACGCAUUAUUAAAGACCUCAUAACUCAUUGAUGUAAUAAUAAUUGCGUAAUUCUAAUGAUUUCUUCGAAUUUUUCUUCCUCAAUAUCCUGAUUAAAAAAAGGAAUUUCAAGUUGGAAACUAACAGUUCUGGUUUUAUUUUAUUUAAAAAACUAGAAUAUUUUGAUGGAUUCUUUUUAGAAAAUUGUUUUUUAUGGCUCUGAGUUCAGCAAAGCUCUUCCUUUUCAGUCCUUUACACGAUAUUGUGUUAACUUAGGGUUUACAGACAAGGGAAGGCCAGUGUGGCAGAGGAAGAGCUCGAUGGCAGAGCUAGACAACGAGGAGCUCCGGCGAUUGAAGGAUGUUAACAUGGACGAAGCUCCGGCUCGCCGUCAUGUUCGUGAUUGCUUUAAAGAUAUUCAGCAUAAUCUCGAUCAUAUCCUCAUCAAGACUCCAGGAGAUGGAAUUAAGACAAAGGAGUCUUAUGAGGUGAAUUCAAGAGGAGUUGAGAUCUUCUCAAAAAGCUGGCUUCCUGAAGCUUCUAGGCCCAGAGCUCUUGUUUGUUUCUGCCAUGGUUAUGGAGAUACUUGCACGUUUUUCUUCGAAGGGAUUGCAAGGAGAUUGGCAUUGUCGGGAUAUGGAGUUUUCGCUAUGGAUUAUCCAGGGUUUGGCUUAUCGGAAGGCUUGCACGGCUAUAUUUCUAGCUUUGAUCUUCUUGUUGAAGAUGUCAUUGAGCAUUUCUCCAACAUCAAAGAGAAUUCUGAGUUUAGUUCUCUACCUAGCUUUCUGUUUGGGCAGUCAAUGGGUGGAGCAGUGUCGCUCAAAAUACAUUUUAAACAACCAAAUGCUUGGACCGGUGCAUUCUUGGUAGCACCCAUGUGCAAAAUUGCAGAGGAUAUGGUGCCACCACCUGUAUUGAAACAUAUUUUGAUCGGUUUAUCUAGUGUUCUACCGAAACACAAGCUGGUUCCCCAAAAGGACUUAACUGAUGCAGCUUUUAGAGAUGUCACUAAGAGAAAAUUGGCACCAUACAACGUCAUUUGUUAUUGCGACAAGCCGCGUCUACGGACUGCUGUAGAAAUGCUUCGAACAACUCAGGAGAUUGAGCAACAGUUGCACAAGGUGUGUUUGCCAAUACUGAUUCUACACGGAGAGGCUGAUAGAAUGACAGACCCAUCAGUGAGCAGAGAGCUUUACGAGAAAGCCAAAAGUUCAGACAAGAAGAUAGUUCUGUAUAAAGAUGCUUUUCAUUCUCUGCUGGAAGGCGAACCAGACGAAGUAAUCCUCCGUGUCUUGUCCGAUAUUAUCUCCUGGCUUGACGACCAUAGCUUUCAAGUUGAAGGAUCAUAAAGUUACUUUUUGUUUAGUUACAGAAAAGUAUUUUCAUUGUAUUAACAGUAAUAAAAAGGUCAUUAUUUGCAAUACUGAAUAAUUUAACUUUGCAUAAA